Messenger RNA from Lotus japonicus, 2618 nucleotides. Its product is annotated as probable galacturonosyltransferase 4. The coding region runs from base 353 to 2362 and encodes 669 amino acids. The transcript has 9 exons. The record is from RefSeq and is a predicted model, not a curated record. Gene Ontology annotation, molecular function: polygalacturonate 4-alpha-galacturonosyltransferase activity. NCBI's taxonomy places the organism in Eukaryota, Viridiplantae, Streptophyta, Magnoliopsida, Fabales, Fabaceae.
UGAUUCUGUUAUCUUCUUCUUCUUCACGUCUUUGUCUUCAUCUCUUGUCUCUUCUCUCUCUGAGUCUCUCUCUGUUUGCAGAUUGCAGAACAAGAAAAUCACCUGCGCUUUAACACAAACAACAACGAUUGCAGUUUUUGAAGAACGAGUCCUCUUUGUUUCUUCUUGUUCUUCUUCCUAUUUCAUUCACACACACCAAACACCACACAAAACAACGCAUCUUUCUCUGUUUCCGACCCACAACCGAUUUCCUCUCUCUUUCUCUCUCGUUUCCCAUUCCCAUCACACCCACAAGAAAAAGAUCAAGUGGGUCAUCUUCAAUUUCUGAGAAAACAAACAGGAUCUGGCUUCAAUGGUGGCGGUCAGAAACAUUGUGUUGUUGUUGCUUUGCGUUACUGUUGUUGCUCCAAUUCUUCUCUACACUGAUCGCAUUGGCACCUCUGAGUCCUCCUCCUCCACCAAACAAGAGUUUGUUGAAGAUGUUUCUUCUUUUGCUUUCAGUGCUGCAGACUCUAGCCACUUGAAUCUGCUACCCCAGGAAACUUUAACUGCCAUUAAGGAACCUAUUGGGGUUGUGUAUAAGUCAGAGGACUCAACGAUUCCAGAGAAAAUUCCUAGAGGCUUGCAAUUGGUGAAAUCAAGGGAGCAUGUCUCUGCCAGACUAUUGUCAACCACAGCUGAGGAGGACCAAACUCGAAACGAGAACCCCAUCAAACUGGUGACUGAUGAAAUUAAGCAAGGAAAUCAAGGCGGAAGCACCUUGGAGAAAUCCGAUGCAACUGGUGAAAAUGUAAAUGGGGAAGAUGCUAUUGAUGUUGAUGACAGUGAUGGGAAACUCGCUAAGUCAACUCAUGCUUCUACUCAGGAAUCUCAAACUAAGGCUACCAAGCUGGAGAAACAACAAGCAACAGUAACUUCUAGCAAAACAAACAGGAAAUUACCUGUAUCAUCUGGAACUUAUAAGCAGAAAGACCAAGUGCCCUCAGAUGCUCAGUUGCAGCAACUAAAAGAUCAGCUCAUCCAAGCAAAGGUCUUUCUUUCCCUUCCCGUCGUAAAAAGCAACCCCCAUCUCACUCGGGAGCUUCGUUUACGGGUAAAAGAAGUUUCACGAACACUUGGGGAUGCAAGCAAAGAUUCUGAUUUACCUAGGAAUGCAAAUGAAAAAAUGAAGGCAAUGGAGGAAACACUGAUGAAAGGAAAGCAAAUUCAAGAUGAUUGUGCUACUGUUGUGAAGAAGCUUCGGGCUAUGAUCCAUUCAACAGAGGAGCAGGUUCAUGUACUCAAGAAGCAGACGUUGUUCUUAACACAAUUGACAGCAAAAACGCUGCCCAAAGGUCUUCAUUGUCUUCCUUUGCGCCUUACAACUGAGUAUUAUAAAUUGAAUUCAUCUCAGCAACAGUUUCCCAAUCAAGAGAAGUUAGAAGAUCCACAACUAUAUCAUUAUGCUAUAUUUUCAGACAACACAUUGGCAACCGCUGUUGUUGUGAACUCAACUGUUUUCAAUGCUAAGGAUGCAUCAAAUCAUGUUUUUCACAUCGUUACUGAUAGGCUCAAUUAUGCGGCUAUGAGGAUGUGGUUUUUGGUGAACCCACCAGGCAAGGCAACCAUUCAAGUUCAGAACAUUGAAGACUUCACAUGGUUGAAUUCAAGUUACAGUCCUGUGCUUAAGCAACUGGCUUCCCCAGCUAUGAUAGAUUAUUACUUCAAGGCUCAUCGAGCAACUUCUGAUUCAAACCUGAAGUUUCGGAAUCCAAAAUAUUUGUCUAUCUUGAACCACCUCCGAUUCUACCUUCCUGAGAUCUUUCCAAAGCUCAAUAAAGUGCUGUUCUUGGAUGAUGAUAUAGUUGUGCAGAAGGAUUUGACUGGUCUUUGGUCAGUGGAUUUGAAAGGCAACGUAAAUGGUGCUGUAGAAACUUGUGGAGCAAGUUUCCACCGAUUUGAUCGCUAUCUAAACUUCUCAAAUCCUCUUAUUGCAAAGAACUUUGACCCACGUGCUUGUGGGUGGGCAUAUGGUAUGAAUGUAUUUGAUUUAGUGGAAUGGAAGAGGCAAAACAUCACACAGGUGUACCACAACUGGCAGAAUCUGAAUCAUGAUAGACAACUGUGGAAGUUAGGUACACUGCCACCAGGUCUGAUAACAUUCUGGAAACGCACUUUCCCACUGAACCGUUCAUGGCAUGUCUUGGGUCUUGGCUACAACACCAAUGUCAACCAAAAAGAUAUUGAGCGGUCUGCUGUUAUACACUACAACGGGAACCUGAAGCCGUGGCUUGAGAUAAGUAUUCCCAAGUUUCGAAGUUACUGGGUCAAGUAUGUUAACUAUGAUCACGCCUAUAUGCGAGAAUGCAACAUAAAUCCAUAGAUUGGUAUUCUUGAUACAUAUGAUCAUUGAAGUUUUCCUGGCAUCAUCCAAAGUAGUGAUGCACCUCUUAGGUCUGAAAUUCCUUAUGUGUAGGGCUUCUGUUUUAUAAAAGCUUUACAAUUCUUUUUUUGUAUACGUGUUCCUCUUUUAUAUUGGUAUUCUUUGGAUUAGCACAUUGAAGAUUCAGAGCUAAAGUUGAGAGAUGCUAACUGUACUUGAAAGUUGUAAAUGAAAUGAAGAGGCUAGUUUUUCUGUU